GGGUCCGGCUUGCGUGUCUGAACAGUAGCCUAGCCAUAAUGACUAAUGAAGAGGUCCGAGAAAAAGUUCCACAAACUUAUGGACAAAGGAUGCUGUUUACAGGUCCAGACGGAAUCGCAGAUUAUCGGACGAGAUUCAUCGAUUUCCCACAACAUGGGAUUGGCAUUAUGUCGUCCGAAGCAACAAGCGAUGUGAGUUACCUGUUUCGGGCCAGCCUAAACCCUAUUCCACCUCCACUCGGGCAGAGAUGUGUCGGAGGGGUGGGAUGGGGCUUGCAAUACCACCAGCUGUUGAACAGCGAGACGCUGGUUAGUAACAUGCAAAUUAAGAGAUCUGAAAUCCGCUCAGCCCUGGAGGACAGAGUGACUCACAGAUAUCAAAACCCAUGGACUGCACCGCCCCACUUUCUAGACAAGCAAUCUGCCGGAGCCAGAGGCAGACUCGCUUGGACACCCAACAUCUACGACAGUUACAGCAAGGAUGUCAACAAACAGUUUCUACUCAACAAAGUUAGUCGUUAACUAUAAGAAUAUUCAAUACCUUGCCCUCACUGACCUUGUGAACCAGUUGCAUAACAUCUGAUACUCGAAACUAGUUGGAGGAGGAAAAACGUGUGGGCUCUCUUUUCACUCUCAAGUUUCCUCCCUCACUUGUCACCUUGCACUUACAAUUUACCAUACGGGAAUAAUAAAGCUAAAAUUAUUUGUGGUAGACUGCACUUUGUGCCUGCCACUGGGUUAUUCAAAAGGGUGGUCAGAAAAUCCUUGUUGAAAUGUCUAUGCCUACAGGAAGAUUUAAU
Hypomesus transpacificus is the source of this 799-nucleotide messenger RNA. RefSeq lists its product as uncharacterized. The coding region runs from base 39 to 521 and encodes 160 amino acids. NCBI's taxonomy places the organism in Eukaryota, Metazoa, Chordata, Actinopteri, Osmeriformes, Osmeridae. The transcript is spliced from 4 exons. The record is from RefSeq and is a predicted model, not a curated record.